AUGGUUAAAGAGGACGAGGGCCCAGCUGGGCCCCAAAUUUAUUUUAUUUACUGCGGUUUUUCCUGCUGUAACCAUACGUGUGUGUGUGUGUGUGUGUGUGUGUGUGUUGUACAGGAGAUUUGUUGUACGUUGGUAAACUGUAACUGCGACAGUUUCAGACCGGGGAAACUGAAACGUCGUCAGUGUGAAAACUGCAGACACGGAUGGGUCGCUCACGCUCUCAGUAAGCUGAAGAUGCAGCUGUACGAUGGAGGUCAGGUGGAGAUCGUUCACUCCAACGUGGUGUUUGAUAUCUGCAGCCUGAUGCUCUACGGGACUCAGGCGGUUCCUGUCCGGCUCAAGAUCCUCCUGGAUCGUCUCUUCAGCGUCCUCAAGCAGGACGAGGUCAUCAAGAUCCUCAACGCCCUCGACUGGACCCUGCAAGACUAUAUACGGGGAUACGUACUGCAGGACGUGGCCGGAAAAGUGCUGGACCGCUGGGCCAUCAUGACCUUCGAAGAGGAAAUCGCAACCCUGCAGCAGUUCCUGCGAUUCGGAGAGACGAAAUCCAUCGUGGAGCUGAUGGCGCUGCAGGACAAAGAAGGCCAGUCGGUCAUCAUACCGACCAGCCACCGAGCCAACUCCGACAUCCGCAGCUUCAUCGAGAGCAGCACUCGCCGUCCGUCGCCCGUCCCGAGCUCGGAGCCUCCGAACAGCAGGAACGGCGGGCACCAUUUCGAGAGCCUGGUCAACAGCAUGGCGUUCAUGCUGCCCCUGCACAUGCUCAACUCCUGCACAGUCCCCGCACCGCUGCUCAGAUCCAGAGAGGACUCCCACCAGCAGGAGGCGCCAUCACGAGCGGAAGUUCUGGAUCAUCCCGGAGGUCCUGAUCACUCCGCUCACUUUGCCUCCGAGCCGGACCGCGACGAGAUCUCUGUCGAUCGUCACAGUGGCACUUUAGACUCUGAGGAAUUCUCCAUGAGCGACAACUAUUCCUCACCGUCAACCCCGUGUACGCCCUCGGUCAGCUCCGAUAUCGCCCAGGUGUCUCCCGAAUCGAAGGUCCGUUUGAGCGCAGGGAUGAAGAAGGGUCGCGUGUUCUGCAGCGCCUGCGAGAAAACCUUCUACGACAAAGGCACUCUGAAGAUCCACUACAAUGCUGUCCACCUUAAGAUCAAGCACAAAUGUACCAUCGAGGGCUGCAACAUGGUCUUCAGCUCUUUGAGGAGCCGCAACCGGCACAGCGCCAAUCCCAACCCGCGCCUGCACAUGCCCAUGAACAGGAACAACCGCGACAAGGACGUGCGCGAUGGGCUGAGCGGCGGGGACGAGGAGGAGAAACAGGAUCUAAACAGGUCCGUCUCGAGCUACAUGGCCAGCUCCGAGCCCAAGCUGCACAGCUCCUUCUCAAGCAUCAGCCACAGUGGGAUAGUCUUCCCAAACCUCAAGACCGUGCAACCGGUGCUGCCCUUCUACCGCAGCCUGGUGACUCCUGCCGAGCUGGCUAACACACCCGGGAAUCUGCCAUCCCUCCCCAUGCUGUCCUCCUCCUCCGUACCCGUUAACGUAGCCGAGAUGGAGAGCAGCUCCGAGCCUGUUCCGAAGAAGAAGUCUCGCAAAUCGAGCAUGCCGAUCAAGAUUGAGAAGGACGACCUAGAAGAGUGCAACGAGUCCGACAACGAGGACCCUUCCGCCAGCUUGGACCCUAGGAUGGACGGAGUCAUGAAGACGGAACGUGAUAACCACGGUGCUUUCCAAAGAUCCGGCAGUUCCGUCUGCACGGAAGAACCGCCACAAGAUGGACGGCCCACCAAGUCGCCGUCUCCCUUCGGCAACCCUGAGAGAGACUCACUGGACUUUAAGGACCAAACCAGCCUCGAGCAAACGACAUCGAGGAAAGCUCCCAGUGAGGCCGAGGUCUGUGCAGACAGCGACGGAGACCUGCAGAUAGUAUGCGUAGACGACGUCGAGCUCCUUCAUCACUGCGAGAGCUGCGAUCAGACUUUUAAAAACCUCUACAGCGCCAAGAUGCAUUACCGCAGCGUCCACUUGAAGGAAAUGCAUGUGUGCACCAUAGCCGGGUGCAACGCCGCCUUCCCAUCACGACGGAGCCGAGACAGGCACAGUGCAAACUUAAAUCUACAUAACAAGCUGUUGACCAAAGACUCCUACGUCCUCAGCCCAUCCUGCCGAGAUAUGGCCAGCAAUGCUCUCCCAGAGUUCCCUCCCAAAGACCCUCUGAGCCAGACGUCUGUGAUCUUCAAGGGGAACAACCGCAUGGGUCUGGUCUUCCCUAUGAGCAAAGCGGUGGAGAGCGUGGACGAUUCGGUGGAGGAUGAAGCCGUGCUGGACCUGAGCACCAGAGGAAGCGCUCACUCUUCCUCCUGGGACUCGGAAGCAGGCAGCGAAGAGGAGCUCCACCUAGAGGACAGCGAUGAGAACGAGAGCUGCGACGGGGCGACUUCUGCGCCGGUCGGCCUCGACCAGCAGGUCCACAGCUCGUCUUCGCCCAUCACCUGCCACGUCUGCCAGAAGGUUUACAGCAACAAGGGCACAUUCAGGGCGCACUACAAGACCGUGCACCUCCGGCUCCUGCACAAGUGCAAGGUCCCGGGCUGCGACACCACCUUCUCCUCGGUCAGGAGCCGCAAUCGACACAGCCAGAACCCCAACCUGCAUCGGAACCUUCCAGCCAACGCCCCCGUCAACCAGGAGUGA
Messenger RNA from Trichomycterus rosablanca, 2697 nucleotides. It is a transcript of the gene bnc1, whose product is annotated as basonuclin zinc finger protein 1. NCBI's taxonomy places the organism in Eukaryota, Metazoa, Chordata, Actinopteri, Siluriformes, Trichomycteridae. The record is from RefSeq and is a predicted model, not a curated record. Gene Ontology annotation, cellular component: nucleus. Bases 1 to 2697 code for a protein of 898 amino acids. The transcript has 5 exons. Gene Ontology annotation, biological process: regulation of transcription by RNA polymerase I.